CUGAGAGCUUGCAGUCAGGUCAUUUCACCCGUCCUGAGUAUUCACUUUCUCACACACCUACCGUCUCUUCUUCUACCUCCCGUGUUCCGUCUCGAAAAGGUCCUACCUCAACACCAAUCCCGGAAACCCGACCUAAGCCCGGAAAACCUAAUCACGAAGUUCCACGAGCUUGUUUCUCUCUCGCUCGCAUCUCGCAUUAUCAUUCUCAAACAAGCCGACCCUUCAGCGUCGCUUUCCUCUAGCUCAACUAGUCUUGGAUCGUAAUUCUCGGUCAGCCAGUCCAGUAACCAUGUCGCCCCCUUCUCCCACCCAGGAGUCCAACCCCGACACCAGCAUCAAGCGUAGCUCGGGAUCGUUCCACUCUAGAAAGAGCAGCUCUGACUACCGUCGCUAUAACAACACCGUAAAUCACUGCGGAAGACAUUCUAACGAUUGGUUGUUCAACGGUUUCAGUGUGCGGGACACUGUCCGCGACGGCGUCGACAAGAUGUUUCACCAGGGAGAUAGGAACUGAUCUGCUCAAGUGCUGCUGAUGAACGAGAGAUGCAUCAGCUACUAUCUAUCCUUUGACCAAUUGCGCCUGAUCCGACUGUUGACUCAUCUGUCAUUUAUUGAUUGGACUCGCCUCUGCCCCCGUGCAUAUCCGGAUUUCGCUUGUUUCGAGAA
Messenger RNA from Aspergillus candidus, 666 nucleotides. RefSeq lists its product as uncharacterized. The record is from RefSeq and is a predicted model, not a curated record. The transcript has a single exon. The coding region runs from base 290 to 514 and encodes 74 amino acids. Lineage: Eukaryota; Fungi; Ascomycota; Eurotiomycetes; Eurotiales; Aspergillaceae.